This is a messenger RNA of Trichophyton benhamiae CBS 112371, 2277 nucleotides long. Its product is annotated as C6 transcription factor, putative. Bases 1 to 2277 code for a protein of 758 amino acids. Gene Ontology annotation, biological process: DNA-templated transcription; regulation of DNA-templated transcription. The record is from RefSeq and is a predicted model, not a curated record. NCBI's taxonomy places the organism in Eukaryota, Fungi, Ascomycota, Eurotiomycetes, Onygenales, Arthrodermataceae. Gene Ontology annotation, molecular function: zinc ion binding; DNA-binding transcription factor activity, RNA polymerase II-specific; transcription cis-regulatory region binding. Gene Ontology annotation, cellular component: nucleus. The transcript has 5 exons.
AUGUCGCCAGGUGGUGGACUGCGCUCCCGUGCUGCAGAGAGAACAAAGAGUAACAGCGGAGACGAGGGAGACAGCGACGACGGUAGGGCUAGGAGAACGUCGCUGAAAGGCCUAAGCGGUGGGAGACAGAAGAGGUCUGCGCCUGGUGGUGCGCAGAGCAGCUCGCCGCAGAGUGCGACUGGAGAUGGCGACGAAGACGAGAAGCGGAGGCACCCGGUGAAGAGAGCUUGUAAUGAGUGUCGUCAGCAGAAGCUGCCAUGUAAGAUCGAAGCGAACUUCAGACGGAUUGGCAAACGCAGCCGUAAUGCGGAAAUGGAGCGGGAAAUCAUAGAAUUGCGAAGACAGGUUGUCAAUGCCAAUGCCAAUGUGCAGUUCCUGGCCCAGCAGCAGCAGCAGCAGCAGCAACAACAGCAGCAGCAACACCAUCUGAACAUGCCCGCAGCUGGUCAUCUUCCGGUACCAUCUUCCAUGCCUUACAGCCCAUCAACGAGCUCGAUGCGCCCUCAACAAGCGGACCAGGCCUCGGCUGACUACUUGAAACCACACGAAGCUGUUGCAUCAUUGUUAGAUCUCAAGUCCGGUGGUGACUAUCUGCGAAGCCCACCUGGCAAUAUCAUAGACGUGAAACGACUGGAAGAUGUGACAAUCCCUUUAGAUCGGACCGCAGAGCUUUUCACGAGAUUUUUUACAUACUAUCACCCUUUUCUUCCAUUGCUUGAGGCUCAAAAGACCCCGGAGGAAUAUUACGAUACGUCUCCUCUCCUUUUUUGGACCAUCCUCGCAGUUGCUUCCCGCAGGUACCAGACAGAUUCAUCUCUUCUGAAUGCUUUGUCCGGUCCCGUUUUGCGGUUGGUGUGGAGCACACUUGCAGACGUCCCACAAAGCUAUCAUGUUGUCAAGGCUUUAGCAUUGCUUUGUACCUGGCCGUUUCCUACUAGUAGUACGUCCACGGACCCUACUUUCAUGCUCUGUGGCAUGAUGCAGCAAAUAGCACUCCAAAUAGGCCUACAUAGGCCGUCCCAUGCACAGGACUUCUCCAAAUAUAGAGUGGAGUUGAGAGAGGCCAAUAUCUCCCCAUAUCUUGGCCCUAUGCUAACGAUUGCUUCUAGAGUUGCAACUGGCUAUGGACAGCCAUCGUCGACACUGUUUGACUGUACCCUUUCUUCGAAGGAGGCGGAUCUACGACUCCCUCCUGAGGUUAGAGUGCGGCUACAGAUUGAAAAGUUCUGUGAUAAAAUAUCACAAACAUUGUACACAAACCAUCGUGACCCAGUGGGUGUAUUAAGCGACAAGGAGCGAAACAUCAUGGCAUCAGUGCUGUUCAAAGAUUUUGAAGAUCUGGAGAGUCAGGUCCGAACAGAGACAAAUUCUAUAACGAAUGUCUAUUUACGAGCCGCUGGCCUACAUCUACAUCUCUCCAUUUUCUUUGAGAACCCGAGCACCAAGGACUACCGCCAAGGCCUAUCAGCUCUAUACCUUGCAACAACUGCCUUUCUUGAGGCGGCUUUUGGACUUGAAACCUCCACAGGGCCGGUCCUAUCCUAUUGCUCUAACUACAUUUACCAGAUGACCCUUGCCGCAGGAUUCAGCCUUUUCAAGCUGUGCAACAGCUUUUUCGCUGUCCAUAUUGAUAUGAGCUACACGAAGUCUCUUUUUAGUCGCACUAUAUCAGCCCUUCGCCACAUAUCUGUGAUGAACAACGAUCUUCCGCAACGAUUAGCUGAAGUUCUAGCUCAAAUGUGGCGAAUGAACGGUGUUGGCAGCCGAAAUAAUCAGGACCAAAGGCAUCAGGGAGAAACUAACUCAUCGGAUACGGGAGACUCACUUAUGCUAAAGGUUCGCUGUAGAAUGAGCAUGUCACUUGUUUUCGACUCCGUUUGGCGAUGGCGAGAGGAUUUCCAAGCCAGAGGAAGGAAUUUUGAAGCGUAUCUCAAAAACCCAACAAAUCCAGACUCCGGAGCUGACUCCUCAGCCUCGUGUUCCUCCACCGCUGCCAUCCGAACAUCGACAUCCACUCCUGCACCACCUGUGCCAGAAGGCGUGAGUGCAGUCUCGGCAGCUGAUCCCACCCUUACCUCCCCAGCCUUGACGGCUGGUCCUGUAACUACGGGCCCUAGUUCUCCUCCGGGUCCAACACUGGGAGGCUUCAACUCGUCCUCCCUUUCCAGUGCUUUCCUAGAAACAAAUUAUGAAGUGUUCGACCCUUUAAAUUGGAUGCUUGAUGGCCUUGUAGAAUUUCCUUACUUAUAUCCUGGUGUUCAGGGCCUGGAGGUGUAG